This is a messenger RNA of Saccharomyces cerevisiae S288C, 1248 nucleotides long. The record is from the annotation of a RefSeq genome assembly. NCBI's taxonomy places the organism in Eukaryota, Fungi, Ascomycota, Saccharomycetes, Saccharomycetales, Saccharomycetaceae.
AUGGUACAAAGAUGAUUAUAUUCAACAAAUGCAAAAGAUAUUGCAGUAUUAUAUUUUAUGUUAGCUAUUUUUAGUGGUAUGGCAGGAACAGCAAUGUCUUUAAUCAUUAGAUUAGAAUUAGCUGCACCUGGUUCACAAUAUUUACAUGGUAAUUCACAAUUAUUUAAUGUUUUAGUAGUUGGUCAUGCUGUAUUAAUGAUUUUCUUCUUAGUAAUGCCUGCUUUAAUUGGAGGUUUUGGUAACCAAAAAAGAUAUGAAAGUAAUAAUAAUAAUAAUCAAGUAAUAGAAAAUAAAGAAUAUAAUUUAAAAUUAAAUUAUGAUAAGUUGGGACCUUAUUUAGCUGGAUUAAUUGAAGGUGAUGGAACUAUUCUAGUUCAAAAUUCAUCUUCAAUAAAAAAAUCUAAAUAUAGACCGUUAAUUGUUGUAGUAUUUAAAUUAGAAGAUUUAGAAUUAGCUAAUUAUUUAUGUAAUUUAACUAAAUGUGGAAAAGUGUAUAAAAAAAUUAAUCGUAAUUAUGUAUUAUGACUUAUUCAUGAUUUAAAAGGUGUAUAUACAUUAUUAAAUAUUAUUAAUGGAUAUAUGAGAACACCUAAAUAUGAAGCAUUUGUUAGAGGUGCUGAAUUUAUAAAUAAUUAUAUUAAUUCAACAACAAUUCUACAUAAUAAAUUAAAAAAUAUAGAUAAUAUUAAAAUUAAACCAUUAGAUACAUCAGAUAUUGGUUCAAACGCUUGAUUAGCUGGUAUGACAGAUGCAGAUGGUAAUUUUUCUAUUAAUUUAAUAAAUGGUAAAAAUCGUUCUAGUAGAGCAAUGCCUUAUUAUUGUUUAGAAUUAAGACAAAAUUAUCAAAAAAAUUCUAAUAAUAAUAAUAUUAAUUUUUCUUAUUUUUAUAUUAUGUCUGCAAUUGCACUAUAUUUUAAUGUUAAUUUAUAUAGUAGAGAACGUAAUUUAAAUUUAUUAGUAUCUCUUAAUAAUACGUAUAAACUAUAUUAUAGUUAUAAAGUAAUAGUGGCUAAUCUAUAUAAAAAUAUUAAAGUAAUAGAAUACUUUAAUAAAUAUUCUUUAUUAUCAUCUAAACACUUAGAUUUUUUAGAUUGAUCUAAAUUAGUUAUUUUAAUUAAUAAUGAGGGUCAAAGUAUAAAACUUAAUGGUAGUUGAGAAUUAGGUAUAAAUUUACGUAAAGAUUAUAAUAAAACUAGAACUACGUUUACUUGAUCUCAUUUAAAAAAUACAUAUUUAGAAAAUAAAUAA